AUGUUUAUUCGACUCCUAUUGCUGUCGCCAGCCAUGGCAGCUGCAGCUAUUGACAGAAAAGCUAUCGUAGAGUCUUUCAAUGUGGUGCGAACAGAGGUGCCUAAGGUCAUUGACAACACCACGACACCUCUACAAGUUGGAAAUGGGGACUUUGCCUUCAAUUUUGACAUCACAGGUACGCAAUCGUUGAUACCUUUCAACACACUUUCCAGCUGGGGAUGGCAUAAGGACGCUUUGCCACAAAACGGGGAGAAGCUGGACGACUACGCUGGCGUCGCUGUAACUACGCAUGGGAGAGAAGUGAUCUACGACCUCGAGGAUCCGAAGCUGCCGGAGAUUUCCGAAUGGCUGAGUGCCAAUCCUAACCGAAUCAAUCUUGGCCGCAUCAGCUUGAGUUACAAGAAUGAGACGCUGUCAUUGAUCACGGAUCCCCACCAAGUCCUCGACCUAUGGAACGGUGUUACUACUUCGAUGUUCAAGGUUGAUGGUAAGGAUGUGAAAGUCAUUACUCAGGGAGAUUUCGACACCGACUCUGUGACUUUCGACAUAGAGUCAAUGUUGAUCUCUGAAGGAACCCUUCGAGUUGAAUUUGACUUUCCAUUUCCUCCAAUCCACAAGGUUGAGAAGACAUCAGACUUCGAGGUUUUCAUGGGAAGCUACCUAUUUCCCGACAAUCACACUACCUCCACCGUUGAGCCUGACAAGAGCUCGGAUAGCACAGCUCAUAUCCAUCACAUGAUGCAAGAAACGUCAUACUAUCAGAACUUGCGCUGGCCCAAGGAAGGACCGUUGACUUUGACAAGAAUUGGGAAACAGAAUUCCAACACGACCACUGCACAUCGCUAUAAGUUGUAUCCAACUACGUCCAGAACAAACCUCACCAGAGCAAAUAGAUUAUCAUUCACUGCCCAGUAUAGCCUCCAACUUCAAAAGCCACCACUGCCCUCGGUCAUUCGCAGACGAAACAGUCUCGAUUGGCAGAAGUACUGGGAAGAAGGGGGGUUUGUAGAUCUCACCCAGUCGUCGAAUCCAAAUGCGACGGAGCUCCAGCGGCGCAUCAUACUCUCACAAUACGCAAUGAGAGUCAAUAGCGCAGCAACUGGCCAGCCACCACAGGAGAGUGGUCUGGUAUAUAACGGUUGGUGGGGCAGGUUUCACAUGGAGAUGGUGGUUUGGCAUUGUGCUCAUUGGGCGACUUGGGGAAGACAGAAGUACUUUGAUCGGGUAUUCCCUGCUGUCUAUGAGACUCUGCUACCUAGCGCUGAGGCAAGAGCCCGCCGCAUGGGAUGGGAGGGCGCCAGAUGGCCUAAGAUGACGGAGCUUGUAACCAAGGGCAUCGCGCCUGGAGAGACACGAGCCUACCUUCAAUGGCAGCAACCACAUCCCAUCUAUCUCGCUCAACUAGCCUAUAAGGCCAACCAAAGCCAAGAGACUCUUCAACGAUGGGACAGUAUCAUCACGUCAACUGCCAAGUACAUGGCAUCGUUUGCUUGGUUCAACAAUUCAAGCGGCAAGUAUGAUUUAGGACCACCUAUUCAGGGUGUCACGGAGAACUCAUCCCCUACGGAGAUUUCCAACUUGUCAUAUGAGCUUGCUUACUGGCAAUGGGCUCUCAAUGCGGCUUGCGACUGGAAGAAAAGACUUGGACAAGAUUGUCCCGAAAAUUGGUCUAGGGUAGCAGAGAACAUGGCAUCUCCUCCUCAGUAUGAUGGCCUAUACGCUCCUUGGGUCGGGGGCGGGGUUAAUGCCUCUUGGUGGGAUAACCCUCAGCUCAACAAAGAUCCUAGAAGCGUCAUCAUGUUACAAGGCAUGGUACCCGAUACCCCACUGGUGACUCCAGAAGUCGGCGUGAGAACUGCAGACAAGGUAUGGGAUGUGUGGGGUGACGCCCAAAUUCGAGGCUGGGGGCGAAACGUCCUAGCCAUCAACUCGGCCCGUAUCGGAAAUCCAGAACGAGCUAUCUAUCACCUAACCAACUUCGACUACUGGAUGUUUGGUGAUCAAGGCUUUGCUCACAGAUCUGGUCCAAGUCCAUCUCCGCCGCCUUAUUUCCCUGGAAAUGGGGGUUUUCUCUUGGCGAUCGGGUAUAUGGCAGCUGGUUGGGCAGGCUCCGAAGGGGACGCACCUGGAUUCCCUAAAGACGGAACAUGGGUUGUCAAGCAUGAGGGAAUGAUCCAGGCUCUAUGA
Colletotrichum phormii is the source of this 2187-nucleotide messenger RNA. Its product is annotated as Six-hairpin glycosidase-like protein. The coding region runs from base 1 to 2187 and encodes 728 amino acids. The record is from RefSeq and is a predicted model, not a curated record. The transcript is spliced from 6 exons. Gene Ontology annotation, biological process: carbohydrate metabolic process. NCBI's taxonomy places the organism in Eukaryota, Fungi, Ascomycota, Sordariomycetes, Glomerellales, Glomerellaceae.